AUGGACUGUGUGCUUGAUGGAAACUGCGUUAAAGCGUUUGGAAAGGCUAUUCAUGCCCUGUCCCGGAUUGGAGAUGAACUGUGGUUGGAUCCUAUGGUCAGAGGGCUGGCACUCCGAUCAGUGAAUUCUGCUCAUUCUGCAUACGCCUGCUUCCUCUUCUCGCCGCUGUUCUUCCAGCAGUACAACCUGGGAUCAGUAUCAGAAGAGGGCAAUGAAACAAUCAAAUGCAAGCUGGUCAUUAAGUCUGUGCUGCCACUUUUCCGGUGUUUGAGUUCCAUUGAGCGUAAUGUGAAACGAUGCCAGAUAUCAAUCAGCGCUCCCUGUGAUCGAGUGAUGAUCCGGUUUUUCUGCAGACAUGGCAUCACCAAAACCCAUAAUGUACGUUUCCAGGAAAGCGAGGCUCUCCAGGCAGUGUUUGCCUCACACCUGUGUCCCAAUGUGCUGAAGGCUCCUGCCAGGCUUCUUGGUGACAUGGUGACGCAUUUCCCAGUGUCUCAAGAAGAAAUCACUCUGUCUAUGACUUCUCUGAGAGUCAGUCUGAGAAAUUACUUUGAGGGAGCAAAGGAUCACAUAAAGACGAUGCAUACUGAGAUAUCCUUACACCCAGAGGAGUUUGACUACUUUCAGGUCGGAGUGGACUCAGACAUAACCUUCUGUCUGAAGGAGUUGAGGGGUUUAUUGGCCUUUGCAGAGUCGCAUUGCCUUCCAGUGUCAGUUCACUCUAGUGCUACAGGAAGGCCUGUGUGCUUCUCAGUGGAGGACAUGGUUCUUGAGGCCACUGUGGUGCUGGCUACUCUGAUUGACUCUGAAAUCAGGGGUCCUUCUCAGCCUACAGAGACCCCGGUACCCACUACACCCAGGUGGAUCCUGUUACAACAGUUUCAGCCCGACUGUUCAACAUCUGGGUCAUUUGUUGCCCGAUUUGCUUCUUGUCAUAGAGAGGAGUGUGUUGUGUGUGUUCCCAGGUGUGUACAUGCUGCUACUUUACCUGUGGGUUCCUGUGAGGCACGCAGCAACAUACCUCAUGAUAUUACGGCUGUGACAGAGCUGGUAACAUCCAGCCAGGACAGCCCUAUAAUCAACCCACCUGCUCUGAUGCAACUUCUGCCUCAGACUGACAUUCCUAAUGAGUUCUGUGUGCCUGAUGCAGCCUGUCCCAGCACCAGCACAACUCCUGCUUCCACUGUGAUCUGCUCCCUCCUGUUCAGGGCCUUGUCUUCAGAUGAGGAUGAUGAUAGUUGUGCUGCAGGACUGAAUGUCCUGGCAUGUUACAGCGAUGGAGAGGAGACUAUGGAGGAUUAUCCAAGAAGCUUUUUACUCGGAGAGGUUACACAAGAUGCAUUGCACAUCUUAACUUUUUGUGAUGUUGCCCAAAGUAGGUCAAAAUAAUCUGUGGUCACAAUGAUAAGAUCUAAAUGUAAUUCUAAGCUUACUGUUUGUAGCGCAAAGGUUGCUUUGCUUUGCUUGUUUUCAAACCGUUGUCUUCCAGCAAAGUAUGUUUCAACUAAUAUGCAGUUUUAAUGUUUUGCCAAUUUUUUUGUAAUUGUCAUAGUAUGUAAUAUAAAAAUACAAUUGUUUUCAUCUGUGAAAAGAUUACCUUCGCUUGAAGAUGCCACACCUGUCUGUUGGUGGUAGCUUGUAGUAUGCUUGAUGUCUAAGGAAUGUGGAAGUAUGCAUAAAAUGUACAAAGUGUUCAUGAGCAUUAUCUUAUUCUGGCCUUCACAGCAGCCUGAGUUCACUGAGGUAAACACUGCAUCAGUGCUAAAUGUGAUAAUGCCUUGGUGGGAAAAUAAAGCCCGAGAGGCAUCCAGGCUGCACCUGUGAAGAAAACGCUUUUGCAGUGUAUUGUUCAACACUCAAAGCUUGCCAAAUACUGUUCUUAACGAAACCAACUGCAGGAUUACUGUAUUACAUCCAUCAAAUAAAGCAGGA
Molecule: messenger RNA, 1932 nt
Organism: Amphiprion ocellaris (clown anemonefish)
Lineage: Eukaryota; Metazoa; Chordata; Actinopteri; Pomacentridae
Gene: rad9b
Product: RAD9 checkpoint clamp component B
Exons: 12
Coding region: 1-1389 (462 amino acids)
Biological process (GO): mitotic intra-S DNA damage checkpoint signaling; DNA repair; cellular response to ionizing radiation
Cellular component (GO): checkpoint clamp complex
Source: RefSeq, a predicted model, not a curated record